Cryptomeria japonica (Japanese cedar) is the source of this 2163-nucleotide messenger RNA. RefSeq names its product galacturonosyltransferase 8. Bases 149 to 1825 code for a protein of 558 amino acids. The transcript is spliced from 3 exons. The record is from RefSeq and is a predicted model, not a curated record. NCBI's taxonomy places the organism in Eukaryota, Viridiplantae, Streptophyta, Pinopsida, Cupressales, Cupressaceae. Gene Ontology annotation, molecular function: polygalacturonate 4-alpha-galacturonosyltransferase activity.
UACUCCAUAGUCAUAGUCAAAGGGUGGUGAAAAAACAAAGUGGGAGAGAGAGAGGGUGAGCAGUGGAAUAGUAGAAGAUAGGAAGGGAGGGUUUGGGGAAAGCGAAAUGGAAGCAUAGAAUAGAAUAGAGCAGAGCAGAGUCGAGACAAUGGCGGGGGUUCGAGGUGCUCGCGGGGGAGGAGGAGGAGGAGGUUGUAGCAGGGUUUUUGCACCCACAAUGUUUCUUGUGCUCUUGUUCACAGCUGGAUCGCUGCUCUACAGCGGCAACACGGGUAUGCUUUCGGCUGAAAUGGGCAACACCAACACAGAGAGCCCAUCACGGCAGCAGCAACAGGAGCAGCAGCUGCACGCCUAUGUAACGCGGACAUUUCUUGCUCUCAAAUCAGAUCCAGUGAAAACGCGUAUGGAUCUCCUCAACAAGCAGGCGAACGACCACCUUUCCCUGGUGACUGCCUAUGCCGCGUAUGCCCGGCGGCUGAAGCUGGACAACAUGAAGCAGGUACGGAUCUUCACAGAGCAGGCAAGGAACUACACGGAGCUCAUGAACAGGGCAGCGGGGGAGAUGGAGGAAGAUGAAGUGAGGCAGCUGGAGAAGGAGCUCAAGGAGAAGAUCAAGCUCACGCGCCAGCUCAUUGCUGAGGCUAAGGAGUCCUUUGACAACCAGCUCAAGAUCCAGAAGCUCAAGGACACCAUCUUUGCUGUCAAUGACCAGCUCACGCGGGCCAAGAAGCAGGGCGCGUUUUCCAGCCUCAUUGCUGCCAAGUCCAUCCCCAAGAGUCUUCACUGCCUCUCGAUGCGUCUCAUGGAGGAGCGCAUCUCCAAUCCGCUCAAGUACGCUGACGCUAACCUUCCUCCUCCCCCUCACUGGGAAGACCCCAAUCUCUACCACUAUGCCAUCUUCUCCGACAAUGUCAUCGCUGCAUCCGUCGUAGUUAACUCAGCUGUUAAGAAUGCAAAGGAUCCCUCCAAGCAUGUCUUCCAUGUCGUCACGGACAAGAUGAAUCUCGCAGCAAUGCAGGUGUGGUUCAAGAUGCAGAUGCGCUCACUUAAAGGGUCACAUGUGGAGGUGAAGGCCGUGGAGGACUAUACAUUCUUAAAUUCUUCCUAUGUCCCUGUUCUACGCCAGCUUGAAUCUGCCAAUCUGCAGAGGUUUUACUUUGAGAACAAGCUGGAAAAUGCAACCAAGGAUGCACCUAACAUGAAGUUCAGGAAUCCCAAGUACCUUUCUAUGCUGAAUCAUUUGCGGUUUUAUUUGCCUGAAAUGUAUCCAAAGCUGCACAGAAUUCUGUUUCUGGAUGAUGAUGUGGUUGUUCAGAAGGAUCUAACUGGUCUAUGGGAGAUAGACAUGGAUGGCAAAGUGAAUGGAGCAGUGGAGACCUGUUUUGGCUCCUUUCACCGUUACGAUAAAUAUAUGAAUUUCUCGCAUCCACUCAUCAAGGCCAGGUUUCAUCCCAAGGCUUGUGGCUGGGCCUAUGGAAUGAACUUCUUUGACUUGGAUGCAUGGAGAAGAGAGAAGUGUACUGAAGAGUACCAUUACUGGCAAAACCUUAAUGAAAAUCGUACCCUAUGGAAGCUGGGGACAUUACCGCCAGGUCUAAUCACAUACUAUAAGACAACAAAGCCUCUGGAUAAAUCUUGGCACGUUCUUGGUCUUGGAUAUAACCCUAGUAUUAGCAUGGAUGAGAUCCGAAAUGCAGCAGUUGUUCACUUCAAUGGAAACAUGAAACCAUGGCUUGAUAUUGCUAUGAAUCAAUACCGAGAUAUCUGGACUAAAUAUGUAGCCUAUGAUAUGGAGUUCGUGCAGACAUGUAAUUUCGGUCACUGAAACAACAUUCAAGUAGCUGGAGGUAACUACACAUUUGCUUGAUACCAUGGCUGCAAGAAAGCAUGGCUUUAUGAUCAGCUUUGUUACCAAACAAAUCCUAUAAGUUGCUACGAAGUCUCACAGGCUGCGUAAGCAGAUGUUUGAGAAUGUUGUCUUCCCAUUUAAAUUUGGAGGCAUGUUGUGCGCUUUCUGUAAUAUUAAGCUAUUAUAAAACAAUUUCUUAUUGCUUGUUUCACUGUUUGUUUUGGUUUAUUCGAGCUUGAGCUCAAGGCCAAUAAUUGUUUGAUUAAGUUUAUCAAAAUCAAUAGAAGAGUUUUCUGGGUAGGCAGAUUGGUUUA